This is a messenger RNA of Rhizopus microsporus ATCC 52813, 1025 nucleotides long. RefSeq lists its product as uncharacterized. Bases 1 to 882 code for a protein of 293 amino acids. The record is from RefSeq and is a predicted model, not a curated record. The transcript has 10 exons. Lineage: Eukaryota; Fungi; Mucoromycota; Mucoromycetes; Mucorales; Rhizopodaceae. Gene Ontology annotation, biological process: developmental process.
AUGGCAAGUGAUCCAAUUACCAUUCUGCGCAUUAAGCGUAAACGAACAGAGGAGCCUCUUGAAGCUUUAUUACUUCAACAACAAAAUGAAGAAAAACGGUUAAAACGAAGCAAUGAGGAUACAAGUGUAUUAAAAGUAUCAGCAACUGCGCUUCCAACUAUAUUUCGUCUAGCAGAGACAGUAGAAGAAGCGAGCUUUUCAAACUUGGAUGAAGCUCGAAAACUAAAAGAUCGUAUCUCUAGACGUAUUCAACCUGGAUUGAGUAGACCACAGACGCCGACGUCCAUUGAGGAAAGGAAAGAACAGUUGAUGCAAAAGCAAAGUGAUGUAUCCAAAAAGGCAAGAUAUAGAGUUAUCAGUCAAAAUAGAGCAAAGGCAAUAGAAAACAUGCCACCGGUUGUACAAAGUUCAUCCGAAAAGGCAGCAGAAGAUCUAUUUCAGAUGUAUGAAGCAGUAAGAGAUGAUGAGACGACUGCUAAACAACCAAAGUUAAUCUUGGAUGAGGAUACAGAGGAUGUAGAUGACAUUAUGUGCAAUUUUAUACCCAUGAUUAAGGAAUAUUUGACAUUGAAUGAUCGAGAACAGAAACAAGAUGAUGAAGAUGAUUAUGUUUAUGACGUUUAUUACAGAGAUGAUCAAGAACCCAAUGCUCUUAAUGUCAAUAAUGUUGGAUCCCUCGUCUGGUUUGAUAAUACAACAGAGUAUAUGGAUGAUAAUGACACUGAGAGUGAGAUGGGUGAUGUUGGUGAUGAAGAUUCUAAUGCUGAAGACUAUUAUCAGAAUGAUUAUCCAGAUGAAGAGGAUGAUCACGAUGACCACGAUGAAUUUGAAGAACAAUACGGAUAUGACCUUUCUUCAGAUGACGAAGACUAUUCUUUAUAGAUACAAAAGUUUCUUAAUAAACAUAAUCGCAUUUUGCUAAUUUUUUAGUUGAUAUACUCCUAUUUUAAUAUUUACGCGUAAAUAGUAAACAUGUAAAGAGCCACAUACUAAGGCUAUCACCUUACUGUCGCACACACUCGAAC